Neogale vison (American mink) is the source of this 757-nucleotide messenger RNA. RefSeq names its product transport and Golgi organization protein 1 homolog. The coding region runs from base 4 to 552 and encodes 182 amino acids. Lineage: Eukaryota; Metazoa; Chordata; Mammalia; Carnivora; Mustelidae. The record is from RefSeq and is a predicted model, not a curated record. The transcript is spliced from 5 exons.
GAAAUGGAGAAGUACAGACAAGAAGUGGAAGAAAUGCGAGAAGAGCUGCAGGAGUCUAACCUCACCUUCAACCACAAGAUCGCAGUUCAAGAGAGGAAUGCUCUGGCUAACUGGAUGAAGGCUCAGUAUUGGGAAACAAGGAUGAUGCAGCAGAGCAGGGAGAACGCCUACCUGAAAUACAGAUUGUGCAUGAUGAAAGGGGAGAUGCUGCCUGUGGGAUCCAUGAGGCGCGAACCGAUGCCCGGAAGGCCUGAGUUGCAGAAGCCUGUGUGGCAAGGCAGGGAGCAUGAUGUGAAAUGCAGCAGCAGCCUGAUUUCUGCUGUUCCUGUGGGUGAUCGCUGUGUGUCCUGCAGAGAAUCACAAGCCUGCAGGUUGUCUGAAGGGGUGAUAGGAGGGUGCAUUCCUUAUAUGCCCCCAGGCAGCAGGACACUUGCCCCCAUGACAGGUGGAGCUCACGCCACUCCACACCUUCCCCCUGCUACCCCCUUCGGAAGAGCUGAGCCUGAGAAGGUGGGAGGCGAGCGCCCUUCCCACCUUGACUCAGUAGUCUAACCUUGGCCAAAAAAAAAAAAAAAAAGACUAUUUGUGAAUAAGGGCAUUUAUUUACUCAUUAUGGAGGUUCCUAUAUUUUUGUUUUAUUUGUCAUCCAUAGGACCAUAUUGAGCAAUGAAAUAUAUCUUUCUUCUCUCGUGUUAUUGGUGCAAUGCCAUAGCUUUAUUGCUCAAUCUGCCUAUGAUUUCUUUGUUCGUGACUAUAC